Messenger RNA from Hirundo rustica (Barn swallow), 1348 nucleotides. RefSeq names its product DDB1- and CUL4-associated factor 12-like. The transcript is spliced from 3 exons. The record is from RefSeq and is a predicted model, not a curated record. Lineage: Eukaryota; Metazoa; Chordata; Aves; Passeriformes; Hirundinidae. Bases 189 to 551 code for a protein of 120 amino acids.
AGAAAAUGUCGUGAACCGCAGUCGGUAGAGUCUGUGACGAAGAGAGUGACCGGGCCUGGCUUCUCGCACUUAUUUGCCCCGUACCUCGGUGGCUCCCUCCCCCUCUUGCUCCAUGUGGGGCCCAGGUUGGGCUCUUGGCUUCUCCUCCUUCUUAUUAUCUUCCUCCUCCUCCUCCGCCUCCUCCUCCUAUGGCCCGAAAAACAGUUAGCAGGAAGCGGAAAGCGGUGACGGCUGCCGCCGGGGGGCUCCAGGGGGAGCAGUAUGGGUGGGAUCACUCAGUUCACAAAAGGAAAAAACUCCUCCGGCUGAAAAGGUCUGUGGUGUACUACCUGAAAGGUAGAGAGGUCAGGAUGCAGAACGAGUCCAGCUAUCACCGCUUGUUGCAUGGAUAUGCAGCCCAGCAGCUUCCCAGCCUCUUGAAGGAGAGAGAAUUUCACCUUGGAAUCCUUAAUAAAGUAUUUGCCUCCCAGUGGCUGAACCACCGGCAAGUGGUGUGUGGGACAAAAUGCAACACACUUUGUAGUAGCUCUAAGCUGGACCGCCCUGGAUGAGACCGAAGAGUGGAAAGAAGGACAUUUACCAGCUUCCUCCAUCAGCACGGCCUUGCAUUUUUUCUUCAGCCCUGCAGUCCGGCACGUUCACAUGGCCUUUGCAAGCCUGGGUGGAUUUAACCCUUUACUAGCAACAUGAAACUUUUAAAGCACAAUUCUUCCUCAAGAGAAAGAAGAAAGAAAACAUAAAAGUACAUAGAACAGACACCGAAUUAAGUCAGUUAAAUGAGAAGUGAAAGAACUAAUAAUAUUGGAAUAGGAUUGAAGAAGUGGACAUUUUUAACUGGACUUUUCUAAAGUAAAUUAUGAAGAAAUGAACUGUUCUUUACAGCAUCUUAGUAUUAUUUGGGUAGAAUGCUAUUCUAAUCAAAAUUAAGGACUGAUGUAAUAGAGAUUUAUUUAGGAACUUUGAAACCCCCGCUCCUGGGUCAAAGGGAGGUCUCAACCUUUGAGACAAAGAUGAUUUUAGAUCAGAAGAAGUAUUUGUAAAUAAUACCCCAGAUACACUGAGAAGCUUUGCUGAUAGAACAUCACAGUCUGCGAAAACUCCGAGCGGCAGCAGAUGUGUAACAUUGAGAGCACUGGACUAUUUUGUCUUGUGGCAAAUGUCUUCAUAAAAAGAUCUUAGAAGGACUCUUCUCCUAGAGUAAUGAGUAGUUAUGUCUAAGUGAUGAAACUGACUGAAAAUCCUAAGUUGUGUCUUUCUAUGUUGUUCAAUAAGAAAGUUAAUAGCUUGUAAGAGGAAAGAAGCGUGUUUUAAGGUAUCAUUCUGUUUUAGUUUUUCUUGUUUCUUAACU